AUGGUUAGUCAAGGCAAUAAGACCAAGAUGGACUCGUUUGGGGGAGAGAAAGCGCCAACAAAUCUGGCACGGUCUACUUCUACCGGUGCGGAUAGGGAUGGUGAAGAUGGCAGGCCAAGGGAUAGAGAGGAUUCGCAGAAUUGCUGUGAACAGCUUUUGGCGCCGUUUUCGUCCCGUAGUCCCAUGACGCUGCGAGAUUGCCUCACGGAGUCAGACAGUCUACGAAGCAUUUCACCGUCCUGCAUCCCUCGCAACUGCAUUACAGCUGGCGAAAGCAAUAGACGGCGCCCCCGUCGUAUAUUUAUUAGACUUCCUAGGGUUAGUAGGGAUAGUAGGGUUAGGAGGCUUCGUAGAUUUAGCAAGCUUCGUAGGCUUCGUAGGGCUAGUAUCCUUGCUACGCUUCGUAUAAGAGAUGAUGUUGAACGCGUUAGCUCUCGUAUUGGGUUUCUCCGUCGUUUUAUCCGUCGUUCGCAACGUAUUCUUCAUGAUGAAGCACCUAAUGAAAAUUUUAUAAGCGGUGACAUCAGUGCUGGUGCUAUAUUUGGCGCUGCCAUGGGCAAUUACGUCGCCUCUGCUAUCUAUCCCAUCAAUCCCUUCCUUGGCGGUAUGCUCAAUUCUUUUACCGGUACUGUGGCCACGACUGUAUUGGAUAAGUUUAUUCGUAAGCGUCUUCAAAUAUUGAAUAGUGAAGGUAUGUAG
Molecule: messenger RNA, 699 nt
Organism: Babesia ovata
Lineage: Eukaryota; Apicomplexa; Aconoidasida; Piroplasmida; Babesiidae
Product: ABC transporter ATP-binding protein, putative
Exons: 1
Coding region: 1-699 (232 amino acids)
Source: RefSeq, a predicted model, not a curated record